Molecule: messenger RNA, 6264 nt
Organism: Sinocyclocheilus grahami
Lineage: Eukaryota; Metazoa; Chordata; Actinopteri; Cypriniformes; Cyprinidae
Gene: eml5
Product: EMAP like 5
Exons: 42
Coding region: 288-5990 (1900 amino acids)
Molecular function (GO): microtubule binding
Source: RefSeq, a predicted model, not a curated record
CGCUCUGAAGUAGAGAGAGUAGCUUCAUGCCUCGCACAUGUCACAAGUAGUCCAAGCCGAUUUACAGCGCCUGAACAAAACAAAGCAUUUGCCCUAACAUUAUGCAAACCGCCUAAAGUUGUGCACUUCACUUGAAUUGAAACAUGUCGUCGAUCCGUUUGUCUUUGGCCGGACGAAGCUGCGCUGACAGCGGACUGAGCGGAUAAACGGGACUGAAUGUGACGGCUCGUCGCGUCGGUGAAUGAAGAAGCACCAGCCGUUCGCUUCAAAGCAAAACACGUCCGAACAUGGCUGACAGAACAGCUCCCAACUGUCGCCUACGACUCGAGUGGGUCUACGGCUACCGGGGACACCAGUGCCGCAACAACCUGUACUACACCGCGGCCAAGGAGAUCGUGUACUUUGUCGCCGGCGUCGGAGUUGUGUACAACACACGGGAACACAAGCAGAAAUUUUAUUUGGGACACAACGAUGACAUAAUCAGUUUAGCCCUGCAUCCAGAGAGAGUGUUGGUGGCCACAGGACAGGUUGGAAAGGAGCCGUAUAUUUGUGUGUGGGACUCGUAUACUGUGCAGACAGUGUCCAUAUUGAAGGACAUGCACACACACGGUAUCGCCUGUCUCGCCUUCGACCUUGAUGGACAGUGUUUGGUGUCUGUGGGCUUGGACUCUAAAAACACAAUCUGUGUGUGGGACUGGAGACAGGGGAAAGUUCUGGCAGCUGCUCCUGGUCAUACAGACCGGAUAUUCGACAUAUCAUGGGACCUGUAUCAGCAAAGUAAGCUAGUGAGCUGUGGAGUCAAACAUAUCAAGUUUUGGAGUCUUUGUGGGAACGCUCUGACCCCUAAGCGUGGCAUGUUUGGGAAGACUGGAGACCUUCAGACUAUCCUCUGUCUGGCCUGUGCGAGAGACGAGAUCACAUAUUCAGGUGCCUUGAACGGAGACAUCUAUGUCUGGAAGGGAGUCAGUUUAAUGCGGACAGUUCAAGGGGCUCACGGGUCUGGUAUUUUCAGCAUGAAUGCAUGUGAAGAAGGCUUUGCCACAGGAGGCAGGGAUGGGUGCAUCCGAUUAUGGGACCUGAACUUCAAACCCAUCACCGUUAUUGACCUCAGGGAAACAGACCAGGGAUAUAAGGGCCUGUCAGUGCGUAGCGUGUGUUGGAGAGGGGAUCACAUUCUGGUGGGCACGCAGGACAGUGAGAUUUUUGAGGUGGUGGUGCACGAUCGCACCAAGCCCUUCCUCAUCAUGCAGGGUCACUGUGAGGGCGAGCUGUGGGCCUUGGCGGUUCAUCCUACCAAACCUCUCGCCAUGACCGGUAGCGACGACCGCUCUGUUCGGAUCUGGAGUCUUGUAGAUCAUGCGCUAAUAGCACGUUGCAACAUGGAGGAGCCUAUACGCUGUGCUGCUGUUAGUACGGACGGAAUCCACCUCGCUCUGGGCAUGAAAGACGGAUCCUUCACAGUGCUGAGAGUCAGGGACAUGACGGAGGUGGUCCACAUUAAGGACCGUAAAGAGGCCAUCCAUGAACUGAAGUACUCCCCUGAUGGAGCGCACCUAGCCGUGGGCUCUAAUGAUAACUCGGUGGACAUCUACGGCGUUGUGCAGCGAUACAAGAAGGCGGGCGAAUGCGUGGGCUCCAGUAGCUUCAUCACACACAUGGAUUGGUCCACUGACAGCAAGUAUCUACAGACCAAUGACGGCAAUGGUCGGCGGCUCUUCUACAGGAUGCCCAGUGGUAAGGAAGUGACCAACAGGGAAGAACUGAAGCUUGUCCAGUGGUCUUCAUGGACUUGUGUCCUCGGGCCGGAGGUGAACGGGAUCUGGCCUAAAUACUCUGAUAUCAAUGACAUCAACUCUGUAGAUGCCAACUUCAAUAGUCAAGUUUUAGUGACAGCAGACGAUUAUGGAUUAGUUAAAUUAUUUCGGUACCCAUGUGUAAGAAAAGGUGCUAAGUUUAAAAAAUAUUUAGGGCAUUCAGCACACAUAACCAAUGUCAGAUGGUCACAUGAUUAUCAGUGGGUGAUUACUAUUGGUGGAGCCGAUCAUUCAGUGUUCCAGUGGAAGUUUGUUCCCGAAAGGAAGUCAAAAGAAACUCUUCAUAUAGCUCCUCAAGUCUACUAUGUCGCUGUUCAUUUUCCUAAUGGAUUUCUCACUGCUCACGUUGGCAGUUCUGUUUACAAAGAAGAUCUACCUCAGCUUAAAGAGCAGUGUAAGGAGAAGCAUCGUGCCAUGGCUAUGAAGAAAAGGGAAAGAGCUCCAGCCAGUGGAUUGAGGUUGCACUUUAUACAUGGUUACAGAGGUUAUGACUGCAGAAGUAACCUCUUCUACACUCAGACCGGUGAGAUUGUGUAUCAUGUGGCGGCUGUGGGAGUGGUGUACAACAGACAGCAGAACACACAGCGCUUUUACCUGGGCCAUAAUGAUGACAUUCUCUGUCUGGCCAUCCACCCCGUCAAAGACUAUGUAGCCACAGGCCAGGUGGGCCGUGAUUCUUCUAUUCAUAUAUGGGAAACAGAGUUUUUGAAGCCAUUGUCUGUUCUUAAAGGAUUCCACCAGUUUGGGGUGUGCGCACUUGACUUCUCAGCGGAUGGGAAGAGGCUGGCUUCAGUGGGUCUGGAUGACAAUCAUACCAUCGUCCUUUGGGAAUGGAGAAAAGGAGAGAAGCUCUCCACCAUCCGGGGAAGUAAAGACAAAAUAUUUGUCAUUAAAAUCAACCCGUAUAUGCCAGACAAACUGAUAACCGCUGGAGUGAAACACAUGAAGUUUUGGCACAGAGCAGGCGGUGGACUGAUUGGGAAGAAGGGCAGCAUGGGAAAAACCGAAACAAUGAUGAGCGCGGUAUACGGCUGGACGGAAGAAAUGGUGUUCUCAGGAACCUGCACUGGAGACAUCUGCAUCUGGAGAGACAUGUUCCUGGUGAAAACCGUCAAAGCUCAUGAUGGACCUGUUUUUAGCAUGCACGCCCUGGAGAAGGGUUUUGUGACUGGUGGAAAGGAUGGAAUAGUGGCUUUGUGGGACGACACGUUUGAGAGAUGCCUCAAGACGUAUGCCAUAAAACGAGCGGUGCUGGCCCCAGGCUCCAAAGGUUUGCUUUUAGAGGACAACCCCUCCAUUCGUGCCAUAUCUUUGGGUCAUGGGCAUAUUCUUGUAGGAACAAAAAACGGAGAGAUUCUGGAGGUGGACAAAAAUGGGCCCAUCACUCUUCUGGUUCAGGGCCACAUGGAGGGUGAGGUCUGGGGUCUUGCCACUCACCCGCAUCUGCCACUGUGUGCCACUGUGAGCGACGAUAAGACCCUGCGCAUAUGGGAUCUCUCCCCCAGCCACUGCAUGCUCGCCGUACGCAAACUCAAGAAAGGUGGGCGAUGUUGCUGCUUCUCUCCAGAUGGGAAAGCUCUGGCCGUGGGCCUCAAUGAUGGUAGCUUCCUUAUCGUCAACGCAGACACUCUAGAAGACCUGGUGUCAUUUCAUCACCGCAAAGACAUCAUAUCAGAAAUCCGCUUCUCUCCUGUAACAGGCAAGUAUUUGGCUGUGGCUUCAGGUGACAGCUUUGUGGAUAUUUACAACGUGAUGAGCAGCAAGAGGGUUGGAGUGUGCAAAGGCUCCAUGAACUACAUCACCCAUCUGGACUGGGACAAGAGAGGGAAGCUUUUGCAGGUCAACACAUCGGCAAAGGAGCAGCUAUUUUUUGAGGCCCCUCGUGGGAAGAAGCAAACCAUUCCUGCUACAGAGGUGGACAAGAUCGACUGGAGCACAUGGACAUGUGUCCUUGGAAGUUCCUGUGAGGGAAUUUGGCCUGUGGUCAGUGAAGUUACCGAAGUUACUUCCGCAUGUCUUAGCAAUGACAGGAAGUUGCUUGCAACUGGGGACGACCUUGGAUAUGUCAAGCUCUUUAAACAUCCAGUCAAGGGAAAAUAUGCAAAGUUUAAGUGGUACAUGGCCCACAGUACCCAUGUGACUAAUGUGCGCUGGUCACAUGACGACUCUUUGCUGGCGUCAAUCGGUGGCUCCGACACCUGUCUGAUGAUCUGGAGCCAUGAGACCGAGGGCCGCCGAGAGGCCAGACAGUGUGACAGCAUGGGCUCAAGACCCCCAGUGAGCAGGGCACCACCAAUGCCAGAGAAACUACAGACCAACAAUGUCGGCAAGAAAAAGAGGCCCAUUGAGGACCUGGUGCUUGAACUGGUGUUUGGUUACCGAGGCAACGACUGCCGUAACAAUGUGCAUUACCUUAAUGAGGGGGCGGACAUUAUUUACCACACUGCCUCAGUAGGGGUCGUCCUAAACUUAACAACAGCCUGUCAGAGUUUCUAUUUGGAACACAGUGAUGACAUUCUGUGCCUGACUAUUAAUCAGCACCCAAAGUUCCCCAACGUGGUGGCAACUGGCCAAGUAGGUGAUGCUGGUGACAUGUCAGCCACAUCUCCCUCUAUCCAUGUGUGGGAAGCCAUGAACAAACAGACCCUCUCUGUGCUGCGCUGCCAUCAUUCUAGGGGCGUAUGCUCUGUAAGCUUCAGUGCCACCGGCAAACUGCUGCUUUCUGUGGGUCUGGACCCCCAGCACACCCUCACCAUCUGGAAGUGGCAAGAAGGUGCCAAAGUAGCAAGUCGGGCCGGUCACACCCAGAGGAUCUUUGUGGCAGAGUUCCGGCCUGAUUCGGACACUCAGUUUGUGUCAGUGGGGAUAAAACACGUGCGGUUCUGGACGCUGGCCGGCAGGGCCCUGCUCAGUAAGAAAGGAGUGCUCAGCUCCAUUGAGGAUGCCCGUAUGCAGACCAUGCUUUCAGUGGCCUUUGGAGCUAAUAACUUGACAUUUACAGGUACCAUUAGUGGAGAUGUGUGUGUGUGGAAGGAACACAUUCUAGUGAGAAUCGUGGCUAAGGCUCACACUGGACCUGUGUUCACCAUGUACACUACAUUACGAGACGGGCUCAUUGUGACGGGGGGCAAAGAACGACCGUCUAAGGAGGGUGGUGCGCUCAAACUGUGGGAUCAGGAGUUGAAGCGAUGCAGAGCCUUCAGACUGGAGACGGGCCAGAUCAUAGACUGUGUGCGCUCUGUCUGCAGGGGCAAGGGGAAGAUUCUCGUGGGCACUCGGAAUGCUGAGAUCAUUGAGGUUGGUGAGAAGAACGCAGCAUGUAACAUUCUGGUGAACGGCCACAUGGAUGGUCCUAUCUGGGGACUGGGAGCUCACCCCACCCGAGACGUCUUCCUGUCUGCUGCUGAGGACGGCACUGUGCGCCUCUGGGAUAUUUCAGAGAGGAAGAUGCUGAAUAAAGUGAACCUCGGUCAUCCUGCACGCGCAGUCAGCUACAGCCCAGAGGGCGACAUGGUGGCCAUCGGCCUGAAGAAUGGAGAGUUCAUCAUCCUCCUUGUUACCUCACUAAAGAUCUGGGGGAAGAAGAGAGAUCGGCGCUCUGCCAUACAAGAUAUCAGGUUCAGUCCAGACUCACGCUACCUGGCUGUGGGUUCCAGUGAGAAUGCAGUAGAUUUUUAUGACCUGACGUUAGGACCGCAGCUCAACCGCAUCAACUGCUGUAGGGACAUCCCUAGCUUUGUCAUGCAGAUGGACUUUUCUGCUGACAGCUGCUAUGUGCAGUUGUCUACUGGUGCUUAUAAACGUGUAGUCUAUGAGGUGCCUUCUGGGAAGCAAGUCACUGAGCAAGCAGUGAUAGACAGAAUAACCUGGGCCACAUGGACAAGUGUCCUCGGGGAUGAGGUGGUGGGGAUCUGGUCCAGGAACACAGAUAAGGCAGAUGUAACCUGCGCUUGUGUGUCUCACUCCGGCCUCAACAUUGUCACAGGCGAUGACUUUGGAAUGGUAAAGCUGUUCGACUUUCCGUGUCCAGAGAAAUUUGCCAAACACAAACGAUUUCUGGGCCACUCUGCCCACCUGACCAACAUCCGCUUCACCAACGGGGAUCGCUUUGUCGUCAGCGCCGGAGGCGAUGAUAGAAGCUUGUUUGUAUGGCGUUGUGUUCACGCUUCUCACUGAGGGCAUGCAGUCUCCUCUCCUCUGCCUCAAAACAUCACAAGCCCAGCUGACAGCACGAGUGAACCGACUCGUGGAAUGAGGAACAUCAGGCGGUGGAUUUCAGUCUUCACCACCCGUCUGCUCCGUGACCGGAUGCAUGCGUCUUAAUGAGCCGUCACCCAUACCUGAACUCAAGCGUUUCUGAAUGCUAGUUGGGUCAAGGUGUCACAUGACCCAGCGUACAGUAAAAGAUCUAUCAGAUGUGUAUGUGUUUAUCCCCUUUUGUUUUGUUUUU